UCACAUUAAUAAUAAAGAAUAAAUAUGAAAUAAAUAACUAAUUAUAUCUCAAUUUUUUCAAAAACUAGGAAAAAGGAAAAAUUGGAGUUCUCUUGCAACGUCUCCGAUUUGUCAGUUGUGUCCAUGGCUGAAGAAGAAGGAAACGCGGCGGAGCAACCGGUAUCCGACCCGAACCCGUGCCCGAUUUGUCUUGCACCAUUUACUGAAGAGUCUUACCUGGAUCAAUGUUUCCACAAAUUUUGCUACAGCUGCAUUUUGCAUUGGAUAAAAGUGGUUACGAGCAAGCACUCGCGUGCACCUGCUUCAGUAAAGUGUCCUUUAUGUAAGACAGAGAAUUUUUCUAUUAUACAGAGCUAUAGUGGAGGGUUUUUUCAACAACAUUAUGUUAAUGGAAACUCGGACAAUAGUGCGUUCUUCACAAAAUCUCACAAGUAUAGAUUGCAAUGCUACUAUAUCAAUGAAGGGGGCUUAUUUGACAAAUUCAAUGUGCCACGUUAUUGGAAAUUGCACAAGUAUCGUCAGCCUAAUCCUUGGCUUAUAAGUUGGUUGAGAAGAGAAAUCCAGGCUUUGACUCAGGAGGAAGAUGUAGAUAUUAUUGUACAUCAUAUACUUGGUGUCAUUGACUCAUUUAGAAGAAAUGAGCAAAAGCAAAAAAAAGUUACUCCUCAAGCAAAGCAAGAAGAGUUCAAGAUCACGGUGACUGAAGCAGCAAGACCUUUCCUGACAGGUCGAACUGAUCGAUUUGUGAACGAGUUAGAACUAUUUCUAGCUUCAUCUUUGACUAUUGAUGCUUUUGAUAGAAUUUAUAUCCAACAUUUGGGUUGGAAAAUUCCUGAAAUGAUGGGUGAGGGUGAGGUAGGAGAAGCAGUUGAACAUGCCCCUUUGGUUCCCUAUUUGUACUUCUUUGAUGAGGAUUGCGAUGGAAAUGAAUAGAUUUUCUCCUUAAA
Messenger RNA from Capsicum annuum, 947 nucleotides. RefSeq lists its product as uncharacterized. Gene Ontology annotation, molecular function: metal ion binding. The transcript has 7 exons. Lineage: Eukaryota; Viridiplantae; Streptophyta; Magnoliopsida; Solanales; Solanaceae. The record is from RefSeq and is a predicted model, not a curated record. The coding region runs from base 124 to 933 and encodes 269 amino acids.